AUGGGCCAUGAUGAUGCAUUGUUCGAUUAUGAUGCCGGCUUAGAGAGCACAUUGCAAGAUAUAACUGUGGAUUCAAACAGAGGUGGGCCCAUUGCUGCACCUAUGUUAGGCUUGGAUGAAAAGGUCACAAUCACUAAGCAGCGACGAUCUACUGUCAAGCUGGAUGAGGGCCGAUUACUGUCACAAGCCGGCAUACCAAAACUGCGUUCUACGGCGAAGUCUAAAUUGAAGUUCAAAGGGAAAGGACAUGAGUUUUCGGACGCCGCUCGACUAUUAAACUUCUACCAACUAUGGCUCGAUGAUUUGUUCCCUCGCGCGAAGUUCGCUGAUGGAUUGGCUAUCAUAGAGAAACUGGGUCAUUCGAAACGCUUGCAGACGAUGCGACGAGAAUGGAUAGACGAGGAAAAGCCGAGACUCCCCGCAACCGACAUCGAAGAUGCGCAACAAACGGGGUUCUCGGCUCCACAUGUCCAUGACAAUAGUAUGUCUAUUAGGCAUCUAAAUGAAGCCGACGCGAUUUUUGGCCAAGGAGAUAGCGUGGCACAGUCGCCUCCCACACAUGGCAUCGGAGCUCAGCCAUCCUCACUUACGCUAGGAGACGCUCCUCAGCAGGGAGAUUUGUUUGUGUCGGAUGAUGAGAGUGUCCCAAGAGAAAUCAUAGAAGGUACUCAUGAUAAUGAUGAUGAUGAUGAUGAUGAUGAGCUGGAAGCACUUCUUCGCGAGCACGAGGAUAGCAUUAUUGAUAAUCAUAAUCUGGCAGGACCAGAUGCAUGGGCUUGA
Molecule: messenger RNA, 780 nt
Organism: Aspergillus piperis CBS 112811
Lineage: Eukaryota; Fungi; Ascomycota; Eurotiomycetes; Eurotiales; Aspergillaceae
Product: Chromosome segregation in meiosis protein 3
Exons: 3
Coding region: 1-780 (259 amino acids)
Biological process (GO): replication fork processing; DNA replication checkpoint signaling; replication fork arrest
Cellular component (GO): replication fork protection complex; nucleus
Molecular function (GO): DNA binding
Source: RefSeq, a predicted model, not a curated record